Messenger RNA from Acanthopagrus latus (yellowfin seabream), 3606 nucleotides. RefSeq names its product USP6 N-terminal-like protein. The coding region runs from base 319 to 2034 and encodes 571 amino acids. The transcript is spliced from 14 exons. The record is from RefSeq and is a predicted model, not a curated record. Lineage: Eukaryota; Metazoa; Chordata; Actinopteri; Spariformes; Sparidae.
CUCCGCUCCCUCCCGGCUGACUGCUGCCACGCUGCGGCGCCUGCUCAGUGCGCCUCCGCCGCCGCUGCUCGGAUCCCGGACCAGGAGCUGCUCCGUCCCCCCGUCUGCUGCAUCCUGUGUGCGUGUGUGUGCGUGUGUGUAUGUGUGUGCGCGCGCUGUCUGAUGGUUAACCUAUGGAUUGACGGAGGGAGGCUUUUGUUGUCAGCCCGGUGGUUUGUUCUGCUGGAGCGGCACUUUCACCGGAGCAUGCCCAGAGGAGCCGGAGCCGCGCUCCUGCACGGAUAGCGCAGAGGUCCAGCCGACAGACACGAUAUUGACAUGAAGAAAGACAUUGAGACUAUAAUAGCAGAGGAACGUGCUGAUAUCAUCUUGAAAUAUGCUACGGGCAGGCAGGGCGGGGUGGAGAUCGAUCCCUGGGAAGAUGCCGACUACAGUAUCUACAAAGUCAUCGACCGCUUCGGCUUCAUGCACGAGGAUGAGCUGCCGGCCCCGACUGCACACGAGGAAAAGAGGAAGCAGCUGGAGAUCGAGCGAGCAGAGAAGUGGCUGAAGAUGGUGAAGAAGUGGGAUAAAUACAAGAACAGCGACAGAAUGGUGAAACGGGUCUACAAGGGCAUUCCCCUGCAGCUGAAAGGCCGCGCCUGGGCCCUGAUGCUGGACGUGGAGAAGUCCAAGAAGGAGAACGAGGGAAAAUAUGAGAAAAUGAAGGAGCAGGCCCGGCGGUACUCGUCUGAGAUCAAACAGAUCGACCUGGACAUCAACAGAACCUUCAGGAACCACAUCAUGUUCAUGGAUCGCUUCGGAGUCAAGCAGCAGUCUCUGUUCCACGUCCUCUCUGCAUAUUCAGUCUACAACACAGAGGUGAGCUACUGCCAGGGGAUGAGUCAGAUCGCCGCCCUGCUGCUGAUGUACAUGAACGAGGAAGACGCCUUCUGGGCGCUGUCACAGCUGCUGACCAAUCAGAAACACAGCAUGCACGGAUUUUUUGUUCCCGGGUUCCCCAAACUUCAGCGAUUCCAGGCACAUCAUGAUCAGAUUAUCUCCAAACUCAUCCCCAAACUGAAGAAACAUCUGGACAGAGAGCAGAUGUCUGCAGGGAUCUACAGCACCAAGUGGUUCCUCCAGUGUUUCAUUGACAGGACGCCGUUCACGCUGACCCUUCGCCUGUGGGACAUUUUCAUCCUGGAGGGAGACCGGCUCCUCACCGCCAUGUCGUACACCAUCCUGAAGAUACACAAGAAGCGUCUGUUGAAGAUGUCUCUGGAGGAGCUCAGAGAGUUCCUGCAGGAGCGGAUCUCGCAGACGUUCUUCUACAGCGACGACGUGAUCAUCGAGCAGCUUCAGGCCUCCAUGACGGAGCUGAGGAAGAUGAAGCUGGACCUUCCUCCUCCAGGGAAGCCUGAGGAGUUGCCUCGGAAGCCUCUGGGUCAGGAGCUGCCGUUGAGUCCCAGCAGAGGGAAGCCGUCCUCGGCCAGCGGGUUCCCCAGAGCAGGCCUGAGCCUCCACAUCAUCUCCCACCAGCCUGACUCCAUAUCCCCGGACCAGAGCCCCUCUAAGGACCCCCGGGAUCUGGACACUGUGGAUGAUGAAGAGGCCCCGCUGCCUUCCCCAGACCCCAUCAUCAUCCACAGCCAGGCGCCGCUCACACCUGACGGCUCCCCGCUGAUGGGGCCUCCACCUUACCAGCCCCCAGCAGGGGAGGCAGCAGAUCGCUCCUCACCACCAGAUGACGGGACAGAGAUGGAGGACGCGGAUCUGGUCUCCACAGACGACUCCUUCGUGACCACUCGCUCAGCUGUCAUCACCGACCAGUCCCCCUGUAAGGUCCCGCGGACUGUCUCGGCACCCGUAGCCCAGGCGACCUCACCGGUCUCGGGCCUUGCUCAGUCUGAGAGUCUGUCUGCGGCUGAGAGGGCAGAGGACCGGUACCUGGUCCAGCUGCUGGAGCAGGCCUCAGCUCUGACCACCAGCAGGAACCAGAACCAGGACUUGAGUGAAGCCUCAGAGGAAACACAGGCUACAGACACUUCAUGAAAUGAUUCUGUGGCCUCUUCAUCUGUGACCGGAUGACGUGACAGUAUAAUUUAUCAGUCAGAUUAUCAGUGUGAAGCAAUAAUUGCUUUAAACGUUUCAGGACGCAGUGUUCAUUUUGUUAACUUAAAAAGUUUAGUUAAAGUUCCUCCUUUAGAUUUUUAAACACGUUUUCAUGUGAGGCAGAUGGUCCUGAACAACCUGAACAGCAGCUUCUGGAUCUAAUGACCCAAACCGCAGACUUACAUUUGGCUGUUUUUGUUUUUAACCCACUUCUCACGAAUCCCCCAAAUGUAUAGAAGUGAAAUGCAAAAUAAUAAAUGUGGGUUUAAUUUGCAGAGAAUUUACAAAUGUGGAUGAAAGCAGGAUGAGAGCAGAGGAAGGCUUCCCCGACACCACCACGUCUGCCGCUCAGUCACUCUCUGCCCUCACAGCUCGUGCACGAGGCAUGUUGUUUGCAUUUUGAUAAAUUGUGCUUGUUUCCCAUAUUUUGAGGGAACCUGCGUGAGACACGGCGUGCAGGGCUCGACAUCACAGCCACACUGUGUCCUGUUUGGCCUAAACAGUCUGAGAUACCUGAGAAAUCGAUUUAAUGGACAUCCGAGGCAUCACCCUUUACAAUAAAAUCAACCUUGUUUUGUAGUUUUGUAACGUUUCGUCGAACAGAGAACGACAUGUUGCUCCGUCAGCCUUUGUAAAAUGUUUGCUAGCAGAGUUACAGUUUUAUUUUUUGUACCAAUGUCUCGAUGCCUUAUUUGGAUCAGCUCCAGUUCUUCUGUGGACGUAACCCUAACACAGGAAGUGAGGUCGUUUGACAACAUCUGGACAAAAAGACAGAACCUGCAGGUGUUGGACUGAACUCCAAACCUCUGACGUGGUGAGCUGGCUCACUGGUAUGAUUGUACACAUUGAAACCUAUUGAGCUCAUUUUACUUAUGUGGUUUUUCUAGCUCAGUAAUUUAUUGUUUUAUCGUCUUUGAGAGCAUCCGGGUCACCUAACAGCCGCUCUGUGCUCGUUUCUCCUCAACAACUGGAAUAUUUGCUGCGUUUCCGUCGAGCUCCUCGAGCGGUUUUGUUUUGCAGUCUUGCAGACGACGAUCUGGAUUUAGAAGUGUCAGAUUUUGUUAACGUCGUGUGUAGAAAUGUACAGUACUGUAGAGCCUGUAGGUAGGAAGAGUUAGAACAUUUCUUCAGCCCUGUGCUUAGAAAUAGUGAAAGGCUGACAUCUUGUGGUCGCUUUAGGAGCCGGAACAUGACAGAAACAUCAGGUGGGUCUUGUUCUCUGAUGCCAUCCAUCUGAAAGGUGUGAAUAUGUUCCGGCUUUUACAACUCUGGCGGAUCUGAACAUGUUUUGAUUUGUGUGUAGCCGUAGUCCAAUCAACUUGCAGGUAGUUUCCUCCAGAAGCUUUAAUGAGACGAAGCAGUCGUAGUGUGAUGAUGUUCAGCUCUUCAGGUCUGGAGCGUGUUGCAUUCUCGGCUACAGAUUCGUUGUAUAUUGAAAUAAAGCACUUUUUUGUUUGGAGUUUGCAGAAAGUGACGAAACCCUGAAGCUGAAACAAUACAACUUUAAUCUUC